AUGAUUCGCCAUCCGCGGACGCGAAAAGAGGUGGCGGACGGUGUCGUGUUCGCCCCUUUCUUCGGAUCCAUGACUUCGAGACCGGCGACGUCGUCAUCUGCAGCGAAAUCUGGUGCACCGCCAGUCGUAAUACCCGCUUCUGGCAACAACAUCAUAAUAAAUCCUCUACAGAGAGGGAACCCUGUGCUCGAAUGCAUCCGAAAUGUAGGCAAGGAGUUUGGAGAUAUCGUCGCGGACUAUCAAGUAGGGAGGACAACUGGAGUCCUAUGGCUGAGCUUGAAGUACCACCGUCUACACCCUGAAUACAUCCAUACCCGCAUCGAGAAACUGGGGAAUUCAUACGGCCUACGUUUGCUGCUUAUCCUGUGCGACGUCACAGAACAUAAAGAACACAUCCGAGAGCUAACUAGAGUAUGUCUGAUCAACAACAUUACAAUCAUCGUCGCGUUCUCGCUUGACGAGGCUGGCCACUAUCUCUCCACUUUCAAACAAUUCGAAUUCAAGUCUCCUGACAUGAUCAAAGAGCGCACAGAGAAGGACCACCACUCUAUCCUGCGUGCUGCGCUCACUUCCAUUAGCAAAGUGAAUAAGACCGACGUCGAGACACUCCGAACUGCCUUUGGUAGUUUCGCAGGGAUCUCGCGAGCAACAUCUGACCAGCUCCAGAACCUUCCGGGUUUUGGACAAGUCAAGGUCAAGAACAUGAAGAAUGCAUUCGAGAAGCCCUUCAGGAACAACGCUACCUCCACGUUAACCUCGUCUCAGUCCCAAGCUCGCGCUCCAGGCCCUUCAAGUCAGCGCGAAACCCAGGGCGCUUCUGCCGCAAGGAACAGUAAUAUGGAAGCUGGGACGUCAUUGGCAACCCAGCGACGACGAGGGAAUAGAUCUCCGAGCCCUGCAUGGGACAUCGAGCUCGACUUGGACCUCCCAGAUGCUAAUGACCCGGCUCCGACCCCACCUCCCGCACCACCUCCCCGGCGCCCCUCUCCAAGCAGAGGGCGGAGUCCCGACCUUCACGCCCGCGACACACCACCUGACGGCGGGGACGAGCUCAUCCUCGAUCUCACAUAA
Messenger RNA from Coprinopsis cinerea okayama7#130, 1071 nucleotides. Its product is annotated as DNA excision repair protein ERCC-1. Gene Ontology annotation, molecular function: damaged DNA binding; single-stranded DNA binding. The record is from RefSeq and is a predicted model, not a curated record. Gene Ontology annotation, cellular component: nucleotide-excision repair factor 1 complex; nucleus; ERCC4-ERCC1 complex. Bases 1 to 1071 code for a protein of 356 amino acids. The transcript is spliced from 6 exons. NCBI's taxonomy places the organism in Eukaryota, Fungi, Basidiomycota, Agaricomycetes, Agaricales, Psathyrellaceae. Gene Ontology annotation, biological process: meiotic mismatch repair; mitotic recombination; nucleotide-excision repair.